Messenger RNA from Kwoniella shivajii, 1998 nucleotides. RefSeq lists its product as uncharacterized. Gene Ontology annotation, molecular function: SUMO activating enzyme activity. Gene Ontology annotation, cellular component: SUMO activating enzyme complex; cytoplasm. The record is from RefSeq and is a predicted model, not a curated record. The transcript is spliced from 11 exons. Gene Ontology annotation, biological process: protein sumoylation. Lineage: Eukaryota; Fungi; Basidiomycota; Tremellomycetes; Tremellales; Cryptococcaceae. Bases 1 to 1998 code for a protein of 665 amino acids.
AUGCCUCGAUCAACGUACACCGAGGCUUUACUCGGCCCGGAAUUGUAUAAGAAAGUAAGAGAGACGAAGAUAUUGGUAGUGGGAGCAGGUGGGAUAGGCUGUGAGCUGUUGAAAAAUCUAGUGUUGGUCGGUUUUGCAAAUAUAGAAAUUAUCGAUCUAGACACAAUCGAUUUAUCGAAUUUAAAUCGACAAUUCCUUUUUCGAAAGCCAGAUAUAUCGAAACCUAAAGCAUUAGUAGCGGCUGUCACUGCGAGACACUUCAACCCUUCUUCAGGUAUAGAGAUACAUGCUAGACAUGGGAAUGUCAAAGAUAGUGUAAAUGAUAUUGAGUGGAUUAAAAGUUUCGGUCUAGUAAUGAACGCUUUGGACAAUAUGGAUGCAAGAAGACAUGUCAAUAGACUUUGUCAAGCUGCGAAUGUCCCUUUAAUCGAAUCUGGUACUGCUGGUUAUUUAGGUCAAGUAACCCCUAUGAUCAAAGACAAAACGGAAUGUUUCGAUUGUGUACCGAAACCUGCACCUAAAUCGUUCCCUGUCUGCACUAUCAGAUCCACUCCUUCAGAACCAAUACAUUGUAUCGUAUGGGGAAAGACGUAUCUUUUCGGGAAACUCUUCGGCGAAGAUGACGAAGACAUGGAUACUGAAGAAUUGGACAAAGCGAAAGCAGGAGGAGAGAAUGCCGAGGAAAUAGAGAAUCUCAAGAAAGAAGCUGUUGCUUUCCGAGAAGUAAGAAAGAAUCUGGGUGAAGAGAACGGUCCAGUGAAGGUAUUUCAGAAAGUAUUCAACGAGGAUAUCAACAGACUUCUUGCCAUGGAGGAUAUGUGGAAGAAGGAGGGUAGGGUGAAGCCUGUUCCUCUCGAGUACGACUCUAUCAUAAAUGGGAGCUUCGAAACACCUCCUCUUCGUCACUCUGCUCCUCAACAACCGAAUGGUCAAACAUCGGCCAACGGAAGCAAUGCGAAGGAGGGUUUGAAGGAUCAACGGGAGUUGACAUUGAAGGAGAAUUUGGAAUUGUUCAUUGACAGCUGCAAGCGAUUAGCAGCUCGUUCUAUCGCAUACCCUGAUGUCUCACUGGCUUUUGACAAAGACGAUGACGAUACUCUCGAUUUCGUUCUAGCUACAGCUAAUCUCAGAGCAACAGCGUACGGGAUAGCGAACAAAACCAGAUUUCAAGUGAAAGAAAUGGCUGGAAACAUCAUCCCUGCUAUUGCUACUACCAACGCCAUCAUUGCAGGAUUGAUUGUCAUGCAGUCACUCAACAUUUUUCGACAACUUCCCCUGCCUUCUAAUGCUAAUGGUGAAGCUGAGUCAUCCGCCGGUCCAGCGAUUAAAAAUGUUUUUUUACGUACAGAUCCAAUCAAACCGUUAGGUUUUUCUCUGCCAUCACGGGCAGAUACCAAAUGUUCAGUGUGUCGAGAUAUCUAUAUACCUCUCAAAGUGGAUUUAUCGAAAUGUACUUUAGGUAUCUUUGUCAAUGAUAUAGUGAAGACAUGGCUUGGGGAAGCCAACUUUGAAGAUAAAGAAAAAGAUGAGGAAGUCGAAUGGACCAUAUUUGAAGGAGGUAGAUUGUUGGCUGAUCCUGAUUUUGAUGAUAAUUACGGAAGAACCUUAGAUGACUUAGAUGUCAAAAGAGGGAAAAUGUUGACUGUAAGAGAUGAGGAAGGUAAAUGGAGACCCGUGCAUUUCUGCAUUUGUGAGAGUGAUCCUCAAUCAUCCACCUCAUAUUCUUUACUUUCGGCACCACCUAAAAUUACACUUGCUCCUCCUGCGCCUAUACAGAGGGAACCAUCAGAAGAACCUAUAUUACUUGAUUCAAUACCACCUCCAGCUGCUUCCACUGCUGAAACAGUCCCAGUAUCCAGUAGCACAAGCACAGGAAUCAAGAGAUCUGCUCCCGACGACGGGGACGUCAAGGAUCUUACUGCUGAGGAGGAACAAGCAGUGAAGAGGAGGAAAGUGGAGGUAGUUGAGAACGACGAUGAUGAUUUUGAGAUCUUAUAA